This is a messenger RNA of Colletotrichum abscissum, 1551 nucleotides long. RefSeq names its product ATP synthase F1. The transcript is spliced from 7 exons. Lineage: Eukaryota; Fungi; Ascomycota; Sordariomycetes; Glomerellales; Glomerellaceae. The coding region runs from base 1 to 1551 and encodes 516 amino acids. Gene Ontology annotation, molecular function: ATP hydrolysis activity; ATP binding; proton-transporting ATP synthase activity, rotational mechanism. Gene Ontology annotation, biological process: proton transmembrane transport; proton motive force-driven mitochondrial ATP synthesis. The record is from RefSeq and is a predicted model, not a curated record.
AUGUUCAAGAGCGGCAUUUCCUCCUUCGCCCGGGCGGCUCGCCCUUCCUUUGCGGCGACCGCUCCUCGCGCCAUCAGACCUUCUACCUUCAGAUUCCCUGCCUCCAGCAGAUUCGCCAGCACUGCCGGUGUCGGUGAUGGAAAGAUCUACCAGGUCAUUGGUGCCGUCGUCGACGUCAAGUUCGACACCGCCAAGCUCCCUCCCAUUCUGAACGCCCUCGAGACGACAAACAACGACCAGAAGCUGGUUCUUGAGGUCGCGCAACACUUGGGUGAGAAUGUCGUCCGCUGCAUUGCCAUGGACGGUACCGAAGGUCUUGUCCGUGGCCGCCCUGCCACCGACACUGGUGCCCCUAUCACCAUUCCCGUCGGUCCCGCGACUCUUGGCCGUAUCAUUAACGUCACUGGUGACCCCAUUGACGAGCGUGGCCCCAUCAAGACCGAGAAGCGCCUUCCCAUUCACACCGAGCCCCCUGAGUUCAUCGACCAGUCCACCACCGCCGAGGUUCUCGUCACUGGUAUCAAGGUCGUCGAUCUUCUCGCUCCCUACGCUCGUGGUGGAAAGAUUGGUCUCUUCGGCGGUGCCGGUGUCGGCAAGACCGUCUUCAUUCAGGAGUUGAUCAACAACAUCGCCAAGGCCCACGGUGGUUACUCCGUCUUCACUGGUGUCGGUGAGCGUACCCGUGAGGGUAACGAUCUGUACCACGAGAUGCAGGAGACUUCCGUCAUUCAGCUUGAUGGCGAGUCCAAGGUCGCCUUGGUGUUCGGUCAGAUGAACGAGCCCCCAGGUGCCCGUGCCCGUGUCGCCCUGACUGGUCUUACCAUUGCCGAGUACUUCCGUGACGAGGAGGGACAGGAUGUGUUGCUCUUCAUUGACAACAUUUUCCGUUUCACCCAGGCCGGUUCCGAGGUGUCUGCCCUUCUGGGUCGUAUCCCCUCUGCCGUCGGUUACCAGCCCACCCUCGCCAUCGACAUGGGUGGUAUGCAGGAGCGUAUUACCACCACCAAGAAGGGUUCCAUUACUUCCGUCCAGGCCGUCUACGUCCCUGCUGACGAUUUGACUGAUCCCGCCCCCGCCACCACCUUCGCUCACUUGGACGCCACCACUGUCUUGUCCCGUGGUAUCUCCGAGUUGGGUAUCUACCCCGCUGUCGACCCUCUUGACUCCAAGUCUCGUAUGCUGGACCCCCGUAUUGUCGGCCAGGACCACUACGACACCGCCACCCGCGUCCAGCAGAUUCUCCAGGAGUACAAGUCUCUCCAGGAUAUCAUUGCCAUUCUUGGUAUGGACGAACUUUCUGAGGCUGACAAGCUUACCGUCGAGCGUGCCCGUAAGAUCCAGCGUUUCCUGUCCCAGCCCUUCACCGUCGCCCAGGUUUUCACUGGUAUCGAGGGUAAGCUGGUCGACCUGAAGGAGACCAUUUCCUCCUUCAAGGCCAUUCUCUCCGGUGAGGGUGACAACCUUCCCGAGGGUGCCUUCUACAUGGUCGGUGACUUCGCCUCGGCCAAGGAGAAGGGUGAGAAGAUUCUGGCGGAGUUGGAGAAGAACUAA